This is a messenger RNA of Salarias fasciatus (jewelled blenny), 1572 nucleotides long. Its product is annotated as netrin-G2. The transcript is spliced from 10 exons. The annotation marks the transcript as partial. Gene Ontology annotation, biological process: axonogenesis; tissue development; animal organ morphogenesis. Lineage: Eukaryota; Metazoa; Chordata; Actinopteri; Blenniiformes; Blenniidae. The record is from RefSeq and is a predicted model, not a curated record.
CUCCUGCCCCUCCUGCCCCCGGCCGGCUGCCAGUACGACGCCUGCCGCGCCCUGCGGGGCUCGGAGGCGGGGCCCGGCUGGGAGUUCUACGCCUGCCAGCCUCCUGCCGCCAACAUGAAGGAGGUGAUGCAGAUCAGGGUGGACCCGCCCGGGAUCACCUGCGGGAACCCGCCCGAGAGGUUCUGCACGCUGGAGAACCCGUACCUGUGCAGUGACGAGUGCGACGCGUCCAGCCCGGACCUGUCCCACCCCCCCCAGCUGAUGGGGGACCGGGAGAGGGGGGGCCUGGUGACCUACUGGCAGACCGUCACCUGGUCCCGGUUCCCCGAGCCGCUGCUGGCCAACGUCACGCUGUCCUGGAACAAGAGCCUGGAGGUGGUGGACGACCUGGUGGUGACCUUCGAGUACGGCCGGCCUACCAGCAUGGUGCUGGAGAAGUCCCUGGACAAAGGACUGUCCUGGCAGCCCUACCAGUACUACGCUGACGACUGUCUCGAGGUCUUUGGGAUGUCUCCUAAGCGGGUUUCUGAUUUGGCGCCGACCAACUUGACCCGGGUCAUCUGCACCGAGCAGUACUCCCGCUGGGUGGGGGCCAAGGAGCAGAGGGCGGUGGUGUUCGAGGUGCGCGCCCGCCUGGCCGUCCUCGCCGGGCCCAAGCUGAUCAACAUGGACGCCCUGUGGACCCGCAUGGAGACCAUGAAGGGACUGAGGGACUUCUUCACCUUCACCAACCUGCGGCUGCGCCUGCUGCGUCCCGCGCUGGGAGGGACGUACGUCCAGAGGGACAACCUGCUCAAGUACUUCUACGCCAUCUCCAACAUCGACGUGCCGGCCAGGUGUAAGUGUAACCUGCACGCAGCGCAGUGUGUGUUGCGCGACGCCACCCUGCAGUGUGACUGUGACCACAACACCAGUGGACAGGACUGCCAGCGCUGCAGCCCCGGGUUCCAAUCCCGCAGCUGGAAGCCGGGGUCGUACCUGCCCCUGCUCAAAGGCACUGCCAACACCUGUGAAGUUGAAGAAAGCACAACCAACUGCGAGUGUAACGGUCACUCCAACCGCUGCAGCUACAUCGACUUCAUCAACGUGAUCACCUGUGUGAGCUGCAAGCACAACACCCGCGGGCAGAACUGCCAGUACUGCCGCCUGGGCUACUACCGCAACGCCUCGGUGUCCCUGCAGGACGAGGACGCCUGUGUGGAGUGUGAGUGUGACGCAGAAGGCAGUGCGUCUCCUCACUGCUCGGAGGCGGGUCUCUGUCAGUGUAAGCAAGGAGCCACAGGGAGGCGCUGUGACUCCUGUCUGCCCGAAUACACCUGGAGAGGAGGCGUGGCCGGCUGUGCAGUGAAGCAGUGUGACGGCGAGCGGCUGCUCUGCCAGAACGGAGGGACCUGCGAGGACUUCCAGCGCUGCGUCUGUCCUGAAAGCUUCUCAGGUUCAUUCUGUGAGCAGAAGGUCUGCCUGAAGAAAACCGGUUGCCUUGACAACACAGAGGGUUCCGCCUCCGUGAUGACAUCACAGCUUUACCUGCUGACUCUCAGUUUCUCAAUCUCUCUGGCUGCCUGUUGACCC